This is a messenger RNA of Grammomys surdaster, 2985 nucleotides long. RefSeq names its product heat shock protein family A (Hsp70) member 9 (gene Hspa9). The transcript has 17 exons. Gene Ontology annotation, biological process: protein refolding; cellular response to unfolded protein. Gene Ontology annotation, cellular component: mitochondrion; cytoplasm. The record is from RefSeq and is a predicted model, not a curated record. Gene Ontology annotation, molecular function: ATP hydrolysis activity; heat shock protein binding; misfolded protein binding. Bases 64 to 2103 code for a protein of 679 amino acids. NCBI's taxonomy places the organism in Eukaryota, Metazoa, Chordata, Mammalia, Rodentia, Muridae.
GCGCGCAGCUCCGGGCCUGUGGCGUGUUUGUUCUCGCCCUUGUACCCCGCCUGUCCAGCCGCCAUGAUAAGCGCCAGCAGAUCCGCGGCCGCGCGUCUCGUGGGCACCGCAGCAUCCCGGAGACCCGCAGCCGCCCGUCACCAGGAUGGCUGGAAUGGCCUUAGUCAUGAGGCUUUUAGAUUUGUUUCAAGAAGGGAUUAUGCAUCAGAAGCAAUCAAGGGUGCAGUUGUUGGUAUUGAUUUGGGUACUACUAACUCCUGUGUGGCAGUUAUGGAGGGCAAACAAGCAAAGGUCCUGGAGAACGCUGAGGGUGCCAGAACGACCCCUUCUGUGGUUGCCUUUACAGCAGACGGGGAACGACUUGUUGGUAUGCCAGCAAAACGUCAAGCUGUCACCAACCCAAACAAUACCUUCUAUGCUACUAAGCGACUUAUUGGACGACGAUACGAUGACCCUGAAGUGCAGAAAGACACUAAGAAUGUUCCCUUUAAAAUUGUCCGAGCCUCCAAUGGUGAUGCCUGGGUUGAGGCUCAUGGAAAACUCUAUUCUCCAAGUCAGAUUGGAGCAUUUGUGUUGAUGAAGAUGAAAGAGACUGCAGAAAAUUACUUGGGCCACACAGCAAAAAAUGCUGUUAUCACAGUCCCUGCUUAUUUCAAUGACUCACAGCGACAGGCCACUAAGGAUGCUGGCCAGAUAUCUGGGCUAAAUGUGCUUCGAGUGAUCAAUGAGCCUACAGCUGCUGCUCUGGCUUACGGUCUGGACAAAUCUGAAGAUAAAGUCAUUGCUGUGUAUGAUUUAGGUGGUGGAACCUUUGACAUUUCUAUCCUGGAAAUUCAGAAAGGAGUGUUUGAGGUGAAAUCUACCAAUGGAGACACUUUCUUAGGAGGUGAAGACUUUGACCAAGCUUUGUUACGGCACAUUGUCAAGGAGUUCAAGAGGGAGACAGGGGUUGAUUUGACUAAAGACAACAUGGCACUUCAGAGGGUUCGAGAAGCUGCUGAGAAGGCUAAAUGUGAACUCUCCUCAUCUGUGCAGACUGACAUCAACUUGCCGUAUCUUACAAUGGAUGCUUCUGGACCAAAACAUUUGAAUAUGAAACUGACUCGAGCUCAAUUUGAAGGCAUUGUCACAGAUCUAAUCAAGAGAACUAUUGCUCCAUGUCAGAAAGCUAUGCAGGAUGCAGAAGUCAGCAAGAGUGACAUAGGAGAAGUGAUUCUGGUUGGUGGCAUGACAAGGAUGCCCAAGGUUCAGCAGACUGUGCAAGAUCUUUUUGGCAGAGCCCCAAGUAAAGCUGUUAAUCCUGAUGAGGCUGUAGCCAUUGGAGCUGCCAUUCAGGGAGGUGUGUUGGCUGGUGAUGUUACAGAUGUGCUACUCCUGGAUGUCACUCCCCUCUCUCUGGGUAUUGAGACACUGGGAGGUGUCUUUACCAAACUUAUUAAUAGGAACACCACUAUUCCAACCAAAAAGAGCCAGGUGUUUUCUACUGCUGCAGAUGGACAAACUCAAGUAGAGAUUAAAGUGUGUCAGGGGGAACGAGAGAUGGCCGGAGACAACAAACUUCUAGGACAGUUCACUUUGAUUGGAAUUCCUCCAGCCCCUCGUGGAGUGCCUCAGAUUGAAGUUACAUUUGACAUUGAUGCCAAUGGGAUUGUGCACGUUUCUGCCAAAGAUAAAGGGACAGGUCGUGAGCAGCAGAUUGUAAUCCAGUCUUCUGGUGGAUUAAGCAAAGAUGAUAUUGAAAAUAUGGUUAAAAAUGCAGAGAAGUAUGCUGAGGAAGACCGGAGAAAGAAGGAACGUGUUGAAGCAGUUAAUAUGGCUGAAGGAAUUAUUCAUGACACAGAAACCAAGAUGGAAGAAUUCAAGGACCAGUUGCCUGCUGAUGAGUGCAACAAGCUAAAGGAAGAAAUUUCCAAAAUGAGAGAACUCCUUGCUCGAAAGGACAGUGAAACAGGAGAAAACAUAAGGCAGGCAGCAUCUUCUCUUCAGCAAGCAUCAUUGAAACUCUUCGAAAUGGCAUAUAAAAAGAUGGCAACUGAACGGGAAGGUUCUGGAAGUUCUGGCACUGGGGAACAGAAGGAAGAUCAGAAGGAAGAGAAACAGUAAUAGUGGCAGUGCAUUGUGGAGCCAGAAGGACGACAUACUAUGAAGCUUGGGAGUAAAGGGACUUCCUGAGCAGAAAAGGGGCAAACUUCAGUCUUUUUACUGUAUUUUUGCAGUAUUCUAUAUAUAAUUUCCUUAAUAUAUAAAUUUAGUGACAAUUGCUAACUCAUUUAAUGGGUAAUAAAGUCAGCAAUAGCAGGUUCAUACUGUUCUGUCACUAGCCUGUUAUUUAGCUGCAUGUAAAGGGGUGGGGGAUGGGGCUAUGUACCAAUCAUUAAGGUAAAUCUGGUUCGUGCUGAAAUGGCUGUGUUUUCAAGGUGGGAAGUCCAUUUCACAUGCAGUGGAGGUAGUCUGUCAUGGACCUUGAACUGACAUGCAGAUGCUUGUUGGCCAAGGGCACUGCUAUAAAAAAUGACUUAAUGUAUGAACAUUUGCUCCUUCAACUGAUACCUUCCAAGACUUAAGCUACCUGUGCCUUGGUCUAUAGGUACAGAAGCUAGGUCAAUGGAUAACAGCUGUGUUAGCCAUAAAGUGAUAUAUGAGAGUGAUAUAAGCCUCUCUUGGGCCUGAGGCAUACUUACAUUCUUGAUGAUUGUUCCUUUUUCAUCCAUUCUGGAAUUUUUUUUUUUUUUUAAAUAAAAUUCUGAAAGCCUCUUCAUCUCCUUUGUGAAUGGUGAUAGCUCAAGGACUAUGACUGUACUAUCAGGUUUUUAGGAAGAAGUAAAGAUCAACACUGACUAAAAGGUUGAACAAAUUAAACAUGGGGAGGGACUAAUAAAAUGUAAUGUAUGCUGGAUGUGGAAGCCCACUCAGGAAGCAGUUUGAAGCCAGGCAGGGUUGCACAAUGAGAUACCUUGUCCUAAUAAAUGUACUGGCAUAAACAAA